Molecule: messenger RNA, 1164 nt
Organism: Mucor velutinosus
Lineage: Eukaryota; Fungi; Mucoromycota; Mucoromycetes; Mucorales; Mucoraceae
Product: Plasma membrane ATPase
Exons: 1
Coding region: 1-1164 (387 amino acids)
Source: RefSeq, a predicted model, not a curated record
AUGUCCCAUCUUCAAUCUGACACUUCAGGUGGACAUCUGCCAGUACAUGCCUUUUACAUACCACCACAAGCUGCCCAUGUCGCACUAGCCACUUCUUCUACCGCUCAUAAAGUAACUAUGAACACAAAGCAAAAGUUAGUCUUUGCCACUCCUACUGCCACUAGAUCAUUUAGAGUGAUCCAGACUGCUUCGAUGAUACCUACUCAUGUUCAGCAUUCGAAAGGCUACAGUUCAUUUGCUUCAACAUCCUCCUCAAUGCCGUACCCAAGCAUUGCCAUGUUACCUCCAUCCAUUAACCCUCCACCAUACGAUAGCUCGUUUGAUAAUGAUAAAUCAGCAUCGAUAUCAGAUAAUGGCAAUAAUGCACCUUGGCUAGCUCCCCUUUUGGGCGUUUCUGGUGCAAUGGGGGUCAUUAUCGUUGCAAUCAUCUUUUUUGUACGUCGCCGCAGAUACAAAUUAUCAUCCAGAUCAGUGGUACCUAACGGUCAUCGCAAUCCUCGUUAUCCCAAGCCCAUUACAGCCAACAAGCACUCAAGCUGGGCCAGCCUGAGCACAAUCAAUACCUGUGCUGGUGUUGGCGCUGGUACUGCUACUACCAUGUCGGGAGAAGAGAAGACAUCCGUUCACAUGCUACAGCCUCCUCCUGCCUACAGCAUGACAACAACAGGAAAAACACCAGUUCGACAAAAACGACUAACUGCAGAUACAUUGGUGGACAAACCUUCGCUAUCUAUGCUUAAAUUACAAUACUCUCCUCAGCUUGCAUUUAGCCCUAGUCUUGUUGCAGGUGAAUUUCAACAGCAAUUAAAUCAUCCACCUCUACCAAACACUGGGGCUCUCUCUCCUUCAAAUACAUUGAUUGAUAAUGCUGGUGUGUUGUCAAAUGAGAAGAAUCAAAACUAUUACACUUGCGAUACACAGCAACAACGUAUCAAGAUUGAAAUGUAUGAUCCUCAAGUCAAUUUAAAUGACGCUGGCAUGGACGGUGAAGAAGAUGAUGAGGAUGGGUUUGGAACCCCUUACAAUAAGAGCUAUCCUAACCUUCAGGAAGAAAAAGUCAAUGCUGCUGCUUCUGAGGGUGACAAGCAUGUUACUGCAGCAGGUGCAACAGCAGCAACGGAACAUCAGGUCAUCAACAUGAGCAACACCAGCAAGCAGUGGUGA